GAAGCCAUGGGAAGUAGGUCCAGUGAUAGACACCACUGAGGUGUCAACCUGCGAGCUGUUUACAACAGAAGACCGUGAGAAAGCAUCAGCAACUGGAAUUUACACAUUUGCGUCAAAACACAACGAUUUUUAUACUAGCUAAUUUGCUAGCAUUUUAUUCCACUCAAAAUGGCUGGCUUUAGGACCGCGGUUGAUGUAUUGCAAAUGACACUGUGAUCAAAAAGGUGGCAGCUUUAAACGUGCUCGCACAUUAUGUAGAUUGGAAUGUCUUUCUUACCUGAAUCGGGACACUGACACGUCGCAUUUACAGUAAGGUGAUGGUUUGCGUUGAGCAGUGGCUGCAGGAAGUGGACGGCUCUAGGACCAUGAUGACGAAAGCGUUCAACUGUUCCAUUGUCAUUUGAUACCUCCAUCGUCGCUAUCAUGAUGUUGUAUAACUUGAAUGCAACAUCUUCUGAAAGGUUCGUGGAUCACCUCAUUCUAUAUGAAAUGUCCAUUAAACUUUAAAGUACUUGAAAAGCUCCGGAACGGAUUUUUUUUCUUGGAAUGGUGCAUCUCCGUAAUCCUUUUUGCCUACCGAGAUGGAUACUCUCCUGCAACCAGAAGAGGAGCGCAAAUUUAAAUGUGAUGAAUGUGGACGUGCCUACAGGCAUGCUGGUAGCCUGUCUAAUCACAAAAAGACUCAUGAUGUAGGUUGUUUUCAGUGCAAUAUUUGUGGGAAACAAAAUUCCAACUCUCUGGCACUUAAGAACCACCUCCGCAGCCACACUUCACAAAAAAAGUAUCCAUGUUCGGAAUGUGGCAAAACUUUUUAUCGGCCAUCACAACUAGUUACACACGAAAGAGUGCAUGAAUCAAGACAAACAAAAGAAAGGGCUCCCAUUGAAGUAGAUAAUGGAUAUGUUGGACAUGAAGAGCAAAAUGGACACACAGAUUGUGUUCUGUCAUCUGGUAUUUCAACAUUAAAUAGCCCAUCUGACAAUAUAACAGAUGUAGCUUGUGGCACACAGACUGAGACCAAUGGGUUUGUGGAUAAACCUUUUAAAAGUGAUUUGAGCGACAACUUCAUUCAUCAAGGAAGCCUACCGCAUCACACGAAGACGCACCAAACUGAAAUAUUUGAGUGCUCUGUGUGUUUCAAACUGUUUAACAAUGUGGCUGCUCUUUCAAAUCAUCAGAGAAGUCAUAAAUCCAAAAGUCCAGUAGAUUCUCUUUCUGGCCCCUUCACGGUCACAACGCUGGAUCAGUUUUCACCACAGAAGCAGGAUGUGCCAGUAAAUUUCUGCCACUUGUGUCAGGUAUUAUUUUCAACUCAAGAGGAGUUUCAGGAUCACAUCCAAAUGCAUAAUUCAUCACCUUUAUUAGACCAGAAUGAAGGCACAUUUUUUGAAAACGGCACUUGUUUUUCAGAGUCCCCUUUUUAUCAACCUCCUGUUAAACAUGCCUCAUCUGCGUCUUCAAAGAGUCACAGUGGGUCAUUUGAUUUGCCUAAUGAACAAAUGAUAAAUGAUGGUCUUUUUUACCACUGUUCGGACUUAGAAUCUGCACCUGUGAACAGCAUUGAAAUGCAGCCUUCCACAAGUGUAACAAACCAUGCCUCACCUGAAGUCAUGUCUUCAGGUGUAGAUUCAGAGGAGCGGCCUUUUAAAUGUGACAUUUGCUUUAAAACUUACCGUCACUAUGGUAGCCUUGUCAACCACAAAAGGUCACACCAGGUGGGGGACUAUCAGUGCUCUAUCUGUGGAAAGAGCUGUCCACAUUUGGCAUCGUUCAGAAGUCACAUACGCAUACAUAAAAUGGCAUCUUCUCAUUAUAGAGAGCAGAACUGGCUCUCAUCCCAGCUCCAAACCAUGGAAGACCAACAAGAAGCUUCAGAGGAUGGCAUGUAUGAUGGUAUUGAACCCAGAAAUGAAUGUUUGUUAAAUGGGUACUUAAACCAGGACUGUGGGGAAACAUUAAAUUAUGACGUAACAAAGUUGCAAAAUUAUCUUCAACAGCAAAACAGUAUAAGUUGUACUUCUAAUGGCAACAAAGAACAUCUCCAAGACAAUGUUGAAAAUCAAGGCAAUCAUAUUAGUUUUCAUGAAAUAAAUGGAAAUGACAUUGAGAAUAACCAGUUUCCUGAAAAUGUGACAAUUGAUGAUUACUCUUGUGUAGCUGGGGAACAGGAGGAAAAUGACAGAGACUUUUAUCAGUGCUCAUUUUGUGGAAACCGCUACAACAGCAUAGGGGCCCUCAGGAACCACAUGCGAGGGCACAUAUCGUCACAUAGCACCCCUCCCAGCUCAAUCCCAGCAUGCACGUUGUCAACUAAAGUCAAAGAAGAAGAAUUAAGCGAUGUGAUAAUUUGCUGUUUAUGUGGAGAAAGUUUUUCAAAUAGCCAAGACCUUGUCAAUCAUCAGCUUCUGCACAGCACUGAUCAACUAGACGAUGCUGAAACCUUGGAUAAUAAUUCAGAGGUUAAUGACGAGAAGAAUCUCAUUUGCGGCAGCUGUGGCAUCUUUUGUUCCAGCUACAGUCAUCUUGAAAACCAUGGAUGUAAAGUUGAUACUAAUCAGUCAACAACAGAGAAUGAAGAGGAAGUAAGGGAGCCAAACGAUAAUGCAGACACAAGUUUAGACAAAGAGGAGCGGCAGUUUAAGUGUGAACAGUGCGGCCGCUCGUAUAGACACUCUGGCUCCCUGCUGAACCACAAGAAGUCCCACAAAACAGGGCUGUUCCGCUGUCAUGUGUGCCAGAAGAACUUCUACAAUCUGCUGGCUCUGAAAACUCACCAGAGGUCCCAUUUUGAUAUUAAAAGGUACAGCUGUGAAUGUGGGAAGGCCUACAAAACCCAGAAGCAGCUGCUGAACCACAUGAGAAGACACAAAGAAAAACAAGUUAAAUCUCAGGUCCAGACUCUUACACAGACUGAACAGAGGAGCAGGUCUGAAGGAGGAGAGUUGCCCUUAAGUCCUAAUGCCAGUCAGGAUCCCUCCACAGAGAAUACCAAUAAAGAGCUUCAAGAAUCUGAAUCUACAGUCAAAUCUGAGGACAACAGUGAUAAGCGGCCAUUUGCCUGUGACCUAUGUGGCCGCACCUAUCGGCAUGCAGGAAGUCUGGUCAACCACAAAAACUCCCACAAAACAGGUGAAUACUUGUGCUCCAUAUGCAACAACUCUUAUUCUAAUCAGCUCGCCCUGAAGAACCACUUGCGCAUCCACUUUGCAUUCAAAAGACAUUCUUGCCUAAAGUGUGGGAAAAGACUGCGGUCAAGGAAGCAGCUUUUAGUCCACGUUUGUACAAAUCUCAAGAGAGGAAGGAGAAAUUUUAGAUCCAAAUGUGCCAAAACUUCAGCGGGUGGUGGUCAACCUAUCGAACCUCCAACUAAAAAGGAGCAAUUCUAUACAUGUAACAUAUGCAAUCGCAGCUACCGGCAUGCUGGCAGCCUCCUCAACCACAAAAACACCCAUAAGACUGGACAUUAUAAUUGCUCAUUCUGCUCCAAGCCUUUCUCAAACCUUUUGGCAUUGCGCAACCAUACGCGCAUCCACACUCAGAAGAGGAAAUACGCUUGCCUAACAUGUGGGAAGGCCUUCCGAGUGGCCAGUGUCUUGUACAACCAUCAGAAGAUCCACAGUGGUGGGGCCAGUCGCUUUAGCUGUCCCAACUGUGGGAAGGGCUUCAGGGGGCGAGCUGGGCUGCAGAGACACCAGUGCCCCCAAGGUCAGCAGAGUGGCACAGCAGAGCAGCACUCAGACAAAGACAAGUGCUUCAAGUGUGACCUGUGUGGCCGCUCUUACCACCACGCCGGCUCUCUGCUCAACCACAAGAAAACUCACUCGGAGAACCUCCACCACUGCUCCCUGUGCCUUCAGACAUUUCCUGAUCCACUCGCCUUGCACGCACACUCCCAGAUCGACCGCCACAGCUGCCCCGAGUGUGGCAAGACCUUCUGCCUGCUGUCCCACAUGCAGAGCCACAUGGAGGUGCACUGCAAAGACCAAAAGAUACAACAAAACAAUGUGGAAAAUGGCAUGUGUGACCAAAAUGGGAUAAUAGACGACCCAGUACCUUUAUCCCAGGGGAAAACGGACUCUGAAGAUAAGGUCUAUGUCUGUGAACAUUGUGGUCGCACAUACCGUCAUGCAGGCUCUCUCCUCAACCACAAAAACAGCCACAAAACGGGAUGUUUCCUCUGCUCCAUUUGCCACAAAGAGUUCACCAACCUCAUGGCUCUGAAAAACCACAAGCGCAUUCACACAGAGCCGAAGAGGUACCAGUGCCUCCAGUGCGGGAAGGCCUUUCGGGUGUCCAGUCAGCUCAUAUGCCACAGGAGGAUUCACACCAGGGAAAGACCAUUCACGUGUUCAGUCUGCGACAAGACCUUCUCAAGUAAGUCCAACCUGAGACAUCACCAGAAGAUUCACCAGAACUGUAUGGAUGCUAAUAAUUUUAUGGACCUUGAUAUCAAUGCAUAUCUUUGAGUAAAAACAGGCAUUAUUAUAGACAACAACUUUACCUCUUCAAACUAGUGUCUCUCCAGUCUGUAUAGCUUCCAUUUUGAAUUUAGUGUCAUCAUACCCUGAUUGGUUCUACAAUUUGUUACAUUGAGUUCUGGGGAGUCAGCAGCUGCUUAUCUUUGCGUUUCUGAAUCCUUUUGUUUGCUUCGUUAUCAGUGGUCACUUCCUCUGGGCCUUCAAAUGGGGCAGGCUUGUUAUUUUUAGUGAAAUACCUCUGGGUGUGUCCAAAUGUCCUAAACGGUUUUGUACUAUGUCUAUAUAUGCAACUUUAUACUGGCCUCAAUUUGUUGUAUUUCUGAACACAUCAUUUUGUGUAAAAAUCAUGAAUGAUCUGUGAUGGCACUGAAACUGACCUGUCUGUUCUGUACAUACUUUUUCCAGUUCCUUUAUAAUAAGUAUUGAUUGAAGUCCCUGCUUGACAUUACAUUUUACUACAUUGCUUAUAAAGAGAGUGUGUGAUAAAAUGUAAUUUUCUAAAUUAAUUUCUAAAUAAACUGUUACUCGCCAUACAAUUUCUUGUUACUCAAAUUACUUUUGUACAGUAUUUAAGCAACGUAGCUGUUUUUUAUACACUUCAAACAUGCACAAGGUAUAUUAGUACAUUUCCCUUAUUUGCCUAGUAAAGUAUACAGGAAGUCUUAAACAAUGCGUGUUAAGACUUGUACUGAUUUUUCCCAGAAUUCCUGCCUAACUGACUUCCCAAUAUUUACCUGUCUUUGAGGAUUAUAAUACAAUAAACUACAUUUUGGAAGGCACAAAUCUCGUACAGGUCAGAUUCACUCAGUAAUGUUGAUGUUUUACUUUUGCACUGCUAACAUCACAUAUGUCUAAUAGGUCUAAUGUUAAUAAAUUAUCAUGAAUUAAAGUUCAUUCAUCUUUAAAUGUAAAAUUAUUGUAUAUUUUUUUUCCUUGGAUCUACUGAAAUAAAUGCACUAUCCCUGUC
Messenger RNA from Periophthalmus magnuspinnatus, 5445 nucleotides. It is a transcript of the gene znf646, whose product is annotated as zinc finger protein 646. Gene Ontology annotation, biological process: regulation of transcription by RNA polymerase II. The record is from RefSeq and is a predicted model, not a curated record. NCBI's taxonomy places the organism in Eukaryota, Metazoa, Chordata, Actinopteri, Gobiiformes, Gobiidae. Gene Ontology annotation, molecular function: DNA-binding transcription factor activity, RNA polymerase II-specific; RNA polymerase II transcription regulatory region sequence-specific DNA binding. Bases 582 to 4466 code for a protein of 1294 amino acids. Gene Ontology annotation, cellular component: nucleus. The transcript has 4 exons.